CCUAGCUGUGAAAGGAAAAAUUCUAUUUAAUAGUAUGGUUUUAGUGGUGAAUAAGGGGAAGUAUGGGGUUCUAAGAGAAGUGGUAGGAUGGGGACAAAGUAGUUAAGGUAAGAGGAGGUAUGCAGAAACACCAUGGUGAUGAGAUAAGGAUGGGAAUGUGGAAUUAAGAAGGCUUUUAUAAAAUUAGUUGGGAGACCAAAGUUGGAGGAUAGAACUUUCUGGACUAUCUUUUGUUCAGUAUAGACAGUAAUCUUUGGGUGGUAAAUGUGUGAGCAUGGACUAGGGAUUAGGGAGAGAAUAUUGGACACCUGAGUUCUACAAGUUAGCAAAAGGUGUUGGUGUCCUUAGCAUGUAGAGUCCUGGAGAAGAAAUAGAGAACUUGCACUCAUGCCCUUGGUUCUGUCCCUCAGACAAGUUCCGUGUCAGUUGGAAGAUGCAAUGGAGGGUCCUCAGCUAGCUGGAGUAGAGCCAAAGACACCCAAGGUCUUGACUUUCUACAAUCCUCCCACUGAAAAGAUUAAAGGAGAUCACUCAUACCAGAGGCCAAUCCUACCAACGCAAACACAAAAGUUUGCUAUGUUGUCAGUGUUGGAGCAGGAGAAUUUACUGAAUCAGACCCACAUUUAUAUACGCACAUUCUGUGCUGGAUUGUCUGGUUUCAAUUUCAUCCUGCUCCUCUGCAUCUCCCCAAUGCCCUGGGUGCAGUUCUUGUUGGCAGAGGAUGGCAGUGAGCACCAGGCGGGACUCUGGACCCUGUGUAAACAUGAACGCUGCUGGAGCCACGUACCCAAUCGACCCUACUACCUCCAGAUCUCCAGGAGCUUCUUUCUCCUCUUUGCCCUCAUUGCCUUCAUUGGCGGCGUCUGGGUCAUCAACUCCUGCCGGUCCAGGAAAGAGCUCCCUGCUCAGCUGGAUCUGAGACUAGCCACCCUCUCUUUGACUUCAGGAGUCAGCCUGUUCAUAUGCCUUGUGCUUUUUCUGAUGCAAGUCAAAAAGUACACUAGCCCCACCAUGGGGUCAUCCUUCCUGUGGGCCUUCCACUUCAACUGGUGGGGUAGCUUCUUCUUCAUGGUAUCUGGGCUUAUCUUCUACUUCAACUACAAAACUUUUGGUCGAUUGCCCCUUGAUGAUGAUGAUAAUUUAAGUGAAAUUCCCUUAGCAAAGAGAAGAUUGGGGAUUAAUCCAAGGAUGUGGUCAACACCAGCAACAGAAGGAGAGCCAGAAUCAGAGAUGGUUAUAGAUCCAGCACUGGAUUCAGAAACCAUAUACUAGAUUAUUAGAAUGGAGAUAGACCCAAAGUCAAUAGGAAUGAAUAGGGAUGGGGAAAAUACAAUUCUAGUUUGCCUUAGGGAUAGAGCUUACCAGUGGACGAAAGGGGCCAAAAAAAUGAAGGAUACUCCAUUUCUUUCAUAACUGCUUGUAUUAGGAGUAAUUCAAGUCACAUAAGAAGAAUUCUUGUGAUUCUGCCCCAGAUUAGACUAUAGCUCACUGAAAAAAAAUAACAUUAAUAUUUAUUAUUUAUGAAAUAGCAUUAUCUCUAAGAAAAGUCUUCAUGAUCUCAGACGGGAGAGGCUAGCAACAGAACAGAGAGAGGACCACCAACUUUCUAGAUGUGCUCAUGAUUAUAAUAUAGGUUAGAUGGAGAGGAAGAGAAUGAAUGGCUGGCUGAGGAUACUCUAUUCUUUUUUCUUGUUUGUCCUCGGAGACUCAGCUCAUUUUAGGGAGUCAGGAAAGUAUGGUCCUCAAGCCCUAGUCAAGUUAAAGUCAGUUCUCAUCUUCCUUUAUGAUUUUUUAAAAUCUAAUUUUUAUAAUUCUUAAAUACCAAAAAGCAAAACAAAAAUAAAACUGCAUGCAUUUUUGUUUUCUAGAACUUAAAAAAAAAGUGUGAAAUACUGAAUCUUCUAUGUGACUUUGGAUGAAACACUUAGCCUCUCUGGUCUUUAGAUUCUUCAUAGAAGAUAGGGAUGUUCCCUACCCCUCAUUCAAUUAAAUAAUCUUUUAAUUAAGGGCCUAUUAUGUGAGGUUGGGGGGGGGGAAGGAUACUGGCUAUAAAAGGCUUAGAUUUCCUGCUGGUUGUAUUAUAAGAAGUCCUCCUGCAUUAUGGAUUUGUGGUUUUAUGGUUUGUGACUACCAGUGCCUUAACUGCUGGUUCUGCAUUAUUAACCUUGCAUGGAGCCUUCACCCUGUAGGUAUUUGCUAGGAGUUACACUCCAGGCACCUGUUUAUCCUCUGCCAACUUUGACCCCAUCUUUGCCUGCUGAGCAGUCCUACUCACAUAUGUGCCCUGGCAGAAACACACCUCACAGCCACCUAAAGAUGUUCAUGGAAACUGGCAUACAACAAUUUAAUUGACCCUCAAGCACUGUUUGCCCAUGUUUUCCCACCCCUGAACACAUUCCCCUACAUGUCUCUUCCCCAGGCUCCCCCUUCCUUGGGCCACCUUCUUUUCCUCUGCCUGUGUGUGUUCACACAUGCAUGUGUAGCACAGCCAUCCCUGUUAGUUUGCCUCUGAUCUGGUGAGUAGGCAUGAUGUCUGGUGGGUUCCUGAGAGCCAGGAGGUAUCAUGGCACUUACUCCACAGAACAAGUGGUACGGCUCCCAGGCAGGCACUUGUGGCACUGGGGCUUUGUUGGCCAGAGAACCUGGAAGCCUGGGGAAUCUGAGAGCUCCUUUUAGCCAACAGAUCCCUCUGAUGAGUCAGACGUGGGAUAGUUGGCACGUCCCAGGACAAAAAUGAAAGGGCACCUGCCCACCAGGAACUUCCCCAUUGCUCUCUGCUGUGAUGGCUGCAGGUGGCUUCAGAGUGUCUACUCUAUGCUUUCUAUGAUUCUUUGUAUAAUACUCAGAAGAUACUGUUUACGUCUGAGGUCAUUCUUGCUCUGGUAAAGGUUAAAAAAACUCAACUUCAUAGGUAUCUAUGCCUCUGGGCCCAAACAGCCCUCUAAUACCUAGAAUUAUAGAUCUUUAUUAUGCAGCUGUGGAUAAAUGAGAAACAGUCCGGUUCCAUAUACUCCUUACCCUUCAAUCAACUACUACACUCAAAGAUCUCUAAAUUUAGAACUGUAAAUGGGGGUUACAGAUAAUAUCUUGAUCCCCACAGGCCACAAUCGUAGAGCACUUGAAAAGGAGGAGCCAUCUCUAAUGUACCAGAAAUGGGACUUUUCUUAUCCAAAAAGGGAAAGCUGGGAAGGCCUCUGUAAACCUGUUAUGCCAACACUAUCUGGCUACAGGUUUGGAGAAUUAGAGCAUCUUACCUCCUCUAACUCUCCUGAGAGCUUGAUUAGCUGCAGAGGAUAUCCUUUAAUAUAUUUCUUUGAGACACUUAAGGCUUAGGAGUGGGUUUCUUCUUUUCCUCCUUCCUUAGUGGGCACACUGAGCUACAUUAUAAACAUUCAGAGUCCUCUUCUGCAGUAAAUGGACCCAAUUUAGAGGACUCCACAUACAGAGAAGUAAAUAUAAAUUCCAUGAAGCAAUUUUAAGAGGGUGAGAACAUUAAUUAUAGGAAUUGGGAAAGGUUGAAGGCAGGAGGUAGCACUUUGCUGUACUUGGAGGGAAUGUGGGCACUAAGAGAGGAAGUUAGGAGUAUAUUCUAGACAUAGGAACCCAUUUGUGCCAGGUCACAGGGGUUCAAGUUAGAAUGUCAUGUUUGGAAACAUUGAGCAGGUGAGUGUGGCUGAAACAGUGUAUGAGACUAACAUGGAACAAGAGAAUAAAGGUAUAUGAGAGCUCUAUCCUAGAUGGCUUUAAAUGCCAGGCAGAGGAUUUUGUAAUUUUAAUCUACAGUUAACAGCCACUGAGGACUUUUGAGUUGAUCUGUGACUUCCAUUCUACCUGUCUGUGCCAACAUACAGACUCAGCAAGUGAUAUUUAGAUCCGUCUAUAUCCAAAUCACCUACGUGUGUGUUUGGGAUUGUAAAGGUUUUUUUCUUCUUUCUGGAAUGUGGUAAGUCUAAGGGAGUAUGUGGUUUCUUCCAACUAUUUCUCUCUACUGAAUAUCUGGAAAAGCAGCCCUGGGUAAUUUAAAUAUCUAUGCCCACAAAUUGUGAGAAGUUGGGACUUCUUGCCAUGAUUUUGGAUCAAUGGAAGAUCAUUUAGACAAAUACCACUCAGGACUAGGCUAAUGAUUUGGAAAUGCCAAGGAGAGGAUUUUUAUUAAAAAAUGAAUGGGACUAGAGGAUCCCCCUUUUUUGGGCUGAGACUCAGGCUGACUGUUUAAAUUAACUAAGAACCAAACGAGAUCCAAGAUAUUCAACAGUUAACAAGAGAUUUACUUAGCAGCAGGUGAUAGACAUUGAGGACACCUCUGAUUAAUUCAGCUGAAGGCUCUCUUGCCUCCUCCAUCAUGAUCAUGAUCCACCAGCCAAGCUUCAGAGAUGACCAAUCCCUCAAAGACUGAUUGGCUGCUUUGUAGUAAACCGAGGAAGGGAAAUCAGCUCUCACCAUUGGCUUUUAGUUCCAUCAGCCUAUAAAGUCUUAAGGAAAAACUAGCCCAAAUCCAAUGCGGGGAAGAGAUUAAGAUAUUACUGUCAUCACAGUCUACCUUUUUUUUUUUUUAAACUCUUGCCUCUUAUCUUAGAAUCAUACUAAGGCAGAAGAGUGGUGACAUUUGUUUUAUGGAACCCCACAUUUGCCUUUGUCCCUUGGAAACUUGCCUUUGGGGAAGUACUAGACUAACCCUUGACAUAUUUGGAGGUCCAACCAAGAUUCAAAAUUGUUGUUGCUGUCAACCUUGAAAAACGCAGAACCACUAAAGUAGUUAUAAAGAACAAGUCUUUAAUUAGGACAAGGAAGACUAUACUCUAAUCUGGCUCUACACAGACUACACAGAGACAAAACCUGGGAUUCUGGGAACAAUGUGUCCUGGAAGAAGCACCUCAGAAGGAGAUUUUGCAAUGAGCUGCAGAACUUGGGGCCUUAUAUACCUUUUGGGGUAUGUAGGACCGGAAGGUUCAAUUAAUUGACUUUACAAUGGAGACAAGGGAAGAAGGAGUCCAGCCCAAGCUGGACUACCUGGGAGAGGCCAAAUGGGAGAAACUAAUAAGACAAAAGGGUAAAGAUUUGAUUAUAUCUACUAAUUCUAUCUAGGCUGAGAUUAUUGGGCACUUAAGGUUUAUUGUUCAGCCUAAAACAAGGGUCAAUCUGGGACUUCCCCAAAGGCAAGUUCCCAAGGGACAAAGGCAAAUUUGAGGAUUCCCUAAAACAAAGUUGUUCCUUCCCCCCUUUUGGUCAGUAAUUCCACCAUUGACCACAACAAAAGGACAAAGGGGUAUGUGCCUAAGAGAGUCUGACCCUCUGUUACUAAAGAUAGGAGACAAAGGGCAUAAGUAUUGUCAACUAGAAAAAACACAGAACUCUUAAAUAGUCAAAAUCACUCUAAUCAAGGGAAAAGGGGUUAGCGCUACUAAUGCGACAACAGAGCUGCUUCCCAAGACUGCACAGAGUCAAGACGCCCUGGGCACCAGCCCCUGGGAGUGCCACCGACUCAGGAUGGACUCAGAGGAACAAAAGAACUUGGGGAACCUAUAUACCCUUUGGGAAAUCCAGGGGCAGGGAAAGAUGAUUGACAUCACUAUGGCUACAAGGAAAAUGGGAGUGUUCAAACUACACUGACAAGAUACAAUCAAGCUAGGGAAAAGAAUCAUAGCUAGAAGCUAGGGUGCAAGAGAAGGGGCUGCUUACAAUAGAUAUUAAAGGAUGGUUCCUGCUCAGGUGUGGAUCUUCCUGGGAAAGGUUCUAAUACAAUAGGGGACUACCUAAAACAAAGGGGGUCCUUAGCAUAUGCUUAUCUCACCCAACCAGGAUUAUCAUUUCCCUUCAGGGUAGAUUUCCAUGGGAACAGGGAACAAGUACAAGCUUUGGGGUCUCCAAUCUACAAGCUAGUCCUGAAAAUUGGGGUUCAUCAGAUCUCACUAGGCAACAAGUUUGGGAUUCCUAGAUUCCAUGUUGACAGUAUUGUCAAGUGGAAUCUAGAAGUCCCCAAACUUGUAGCUUAGAGGGAUUGCCUAUGCAAUAGACUUUAAGAUGUCAAAUAAUUCUCCUUGUCUUCAGAAGCCUCUCCCAGUAUAUCACACCCUCCUUUGGAGGAUCAAAUUUGGGACCUUCAGCUUGCAAAACUGACCUGCUACCUACUGUACCAAAUCUUAGUCUAUUGUUAGUCUGAGAUCAGUGAAGCAAGACUUUCCCUCAGGGAGGAAUUCUCAGGUGACUAGGUCAAACCUGGGGUUUCUAUUUCCAAAUUAAACUGUGGAUCAAAUCCCUCUAAACUACAAGUUUGGGGACUUCUACAUUUCACAUUGUGAAGUGGGACACUUCACAAAUGAGUUCAAACACCUAGAAUUUCAAUUAUUGGAACCGCAAUUUAUUAAUAAAAGAACAAAUAAAGAAUCUACCAGCUGGGACAGUCCUCCCUAGUGGAAGACAGCAUGGAUCUAACAAUUGAAACAGUUGAUAUAGGGUUACAAGGUACAAGUUAUUUCUCUUCACAUACAGGUUCUUAUCUGACAAUAAAACAAACUUUAACAUAGGAAUGUGAAGUCUGAGUUGAGGAGACAAUCCUUAGAUUUACUGGGGUUAUCUAAGGAGUGUUUAUUUUCACAUGCAUUCAGUCACUUAGCCAAAUGUUAUUUUGAUUCCAUGCUGACCUUUUGCUAUUCCUGAAAUUCUUUGUCUCCUGCCCCUUUCUAAUUCCCAUCCCCCAAGCUAAGUAGAGACUAGUUUGUUGUCUGCAUAAACAGCUGAUUUCCUGGGGGAGGGAAGCCAGGUCUGUUCCCUAAAAAUGCUGGCAGGGGUCUAUCUGAUUUAUCUCCUUUUAAUUUUUCCAUCUUUGGCCUUUUUGGUGCUAUUUCAAUUGAUAGUAUGUACAAUUGGCAUCUGGGAGCACUCCCCAUCUGCAGUGAGGCAUUGACAGCCAGAAGAUAGGCACUCUGCCUUUGGCAAAAUCUUAAUAACUACCUCAUUCCCUAAAGUCUAUUAUGUCUUUCAAGUCCUGUAGGUCCAGAUGUAGGCUUCAGUGUCCUUUUAUAGAACUCUCCUUUGCAUAGAUAGGUUCUUGAAUGUAUAAUCAAAUUCUCCAAUAGGAAGUGAUCGACUGGAUAUAUGCUCAAAAUUACAUAUAGGACUAAAUUAUACUGUCACUCACAGCAGACAUUUAGUAAUUUUGGCCUGAUUGACAUGUUAUUAGGCCUUAAAAAUUACUUGACAUUGAAUAAUAUUAAAAGUAACCUGAUUAGCUAGCUUUUUAGCAACAUUAUUUCUAUUAAAAUUCAUUUAUACCAAGUACAAAUAUACAUAAGCUAUACUUGCUCAGAAAAAAACAAAA
Messenger RNA from Monodelphis domestica (gray short-tailed opossum), 7318 nucleotides. RefSeq names its product transmembrane protein 202-like. Gene Ontology annotation, cellular component: plasma membrane. Lineage: Eukaryota; Metazoa; Chordata; Mammalia; Didelphimorphia; Didelphidae. The record is from RefSeq and is a predicted model, not a curated record.